AACGCGUAUGGCAAGCUUUCAGACGUCCCACCUAUUUUGUUGGCAAAGACCUUGAGGGGAAUAAAUUCUUUGAGUAUCCCGCGAAUGCAGACACUUCAAUGACCACGAGAACGAAGAGGAAGGUGGUUUACAGGGAUGGGUCGGACAUGUGGACGUAUAUAGGUGGACAGAGAAGACUACCAAUCCAAUGGUCUGCAUGGCUGUCACAUACGCGGCCUGAUCCUCCGUCAAUUGAGGAACUCGAAGCCGAUAUUAUCCGCCAACAACGCGUUCUACACAAUGCCAGAGUUAUUGAAGCUCGGAUAGCCCAGGAACGCGUCCAAGCACAGCUCGCAGCCAUGCCCCAGCCCAAACCUCAACUGCUACUCUCGGAGGAAAGAAACACGCCCGUUUCUUCUCAACCAACACCUUCUGUGCAGGUGGGCCUCUCCCAACAAUCACCCACACCAGAGCCUACCGCGCAAGCCAACGCUGUCGAAGAGCCCUAUGUCCCGGAAGCGCCUCCACAGCAGCUUAGCUACGCCACACCGAAAAGAUCAGGACUGCCGAAGACCGGCAAAGAUCAAGACUGGCAACCUCAAUCAUGGCAGCCCGCUCCUGCACGGAAACGCACUUGAUACUGUAGAUGAGUGGGUU
This is a messenger RNA of Stereum hirsutum FP-91666 SS1, 636 nucleotides long. RefSeq lists its product as uncharacterized. The transcript is spliced from 6 exons. Lineage: Eukaryota; Fungi; Basidiomycota; Agaricomycetes; Russulales; Stereaceae. Bases 99 to 617 code for a protein of 172 amino acids. The record is from RefSeq and is a predicted model, not a curated record.